Centropristis striata (black sea bass) is the source of this 1639-nucleotide messenger RNA. RefSeq lists its product as uncharacterized. Gene Ontology annotation, biological process: DNA integration. Gene Ontology annotation, molecular function: nucleic acid binding. The transcript has 2 exons. Lineage: Eukaryota; Metazoa; Chordata; Actinopteri; Perciformes; Serranidae. The record is from RefSeq and is a predicted model, not a curated record. Bases 76 to 1134 code for a protein of 352 amino acids.
CACUACCACGAAAAAGUGCAUCAUCAAGGAAGAGGUAUAACUGCCAAUGAAUUGCGUUCCAAUGGAAUAUGGGUCAUGGGAUCCAGCAGCGCAGUUGCCUCACAGAUUUACAAGUGUACAACAUGCAGAAAGUACAGAAGAAACACACAAGAUCCAAAAAUGGCAGAUUUGCCAGAAGAAAGAAUGGAAAUGACAGCCCCUUUCACAUAUUGUGGCAUAGAUUGCUUCGGACCAUUCUAUGUGAAGGAAGCAAGAAAGGAACUGAAGAAGUAUGGUCUUCUUUUCACCUGUAUGUGUUCUAGAGCCAUACAUGUUGAAAUGCUUGAUGACCUUUCUACAGAUGCAUUUAUCAACGCCUUGCGUGCAUUCAUUGCAAUACGUGGACAUGUAAGACAGUUGAGAUGUGAUCAAGGCACUAACUUUGUGGGCGCAAGAAGAGAGUUCAUCAAUGCAAUGAAGGAUUUGGAUCACGAACAGUUGAAGGAACAUGGAUGUGAGUUCAUAAUGAACUUCCCAUCAUCGAGCCACAUGGGAGGUGUAUGGGAGAGACAGAUAAGGACGAUCAGAAGUGUUUUAACUGCAAUCCUUGACCAGUCUGCUAAACGCCUCGACAGCUCCUCGCUCAGAACCUUUCUGUAUGAAGUGAUGGCUAUUAUAAAUAGCAGACCUCUGACAACAGAGCAUUUAAAUGACCCAACAAGCCUUGAACCUCUUACGCCCAAUCACAUUCUCAUGAUGAAGUCUAACAUAAUAUUCCCACCUCCUGGUGAGUUUGUGAGUCAGGAUCUAUAUUUGCGCAAGAGAUGGCGUCAAGUGCAGUUUUUGGCAAACGAAUUUUGGACAAGGUGGAAGAAAGAGUAUCUCCUUAAUCUGCAACAAAGACAAAUAUGGCAAAAGGACAAGAGAGAUACACAGGUGAACGACAUUGUCAUUCUACAGGAGGACAGUUCUCCACGUAACCAAUGGAGACUGGCAAGAGUAACAGAGGUGUAUCCGAGCACUGACGGAAAGGUUCGAAAGGUGAAACUGUUAAUUAGUGACUCGACCUUAGACAGCCAGGGAAGACGCACUUCCAAGCCAGUCUACCUUGACAGGCCUGUGCAAAAGACGGUGUUACUGCUUGAAGCAGAAUGAAGGUUGUGGUUGCAAUUUCAUGUACAGUAUUUGGGUAACAGUAGGGUUCAUAGUAUACUGUGGGCUUGAAAUUGAAAUGUGAAAAUGUUUAAUUGUGAAGUGAAAUGACGAAUUGUCAUUUGGUGGGAGUUUAACUGCCAUAACUAUUAUUUAUAUCAUUAUUUGAUAUGUUUGGUUUAUAUAUUAAUUUAAUCUAUUAUUCAUGAAUAUUGAGUUGUGAAUGUUAGAAGUAGGAACUAAAGUUCAGUUUGCGUUGCACUGGGACACUUUAAUGUGCAACAGGUAAUUAACAGGAGGCGACACAUUUUUCCCUGAUGUGAGGAAAAGAAGUUUUCCCUGUGUCGAGAAGCAAAUGUUUUUAUUUUUUAUAUUUUGAACUGGAUAUUUUAAGUACUCAUUCCCUCUCGGUUAUAUGCGGCCAGCGAGUUCGACGGUGGAUUGUGAUGACGACGAAGCAAUAAAGCCAUCAGUAAUCAGAACCAUGGUGUCGUUAAUGUCCCGGAGG